UUUUGAUAAUUUUAGCUAGAUUGUUCGAUUGCCCCCCUACUGCUGUAGGUUGGCUCUUUUGUUUUUUCUUGGCCUCCGUGUCGGUGGAACGCGCAACUGCUGUGACCUUAAAUAAUACUCCGAGUAGUCGUUUUCAGACGACAGAGGCAUUGCCAAUAGGCGUAUGUAUGUCAUGCGUAGCAAUCAUGGGGCGGGUAUAGUUGGUGCCCAAGAACGGCUCCUCAACUGUCGUGGUAACUGUUGGCCGAUGCAAAUGGUGUGUUGGAAGCACUGUACCCGUUACGUGUGUUUUGUUGUGGGGGUGAUUUGCGGUGUUGAACACCGGCGGCAGCGCCUUGGGUGAAAGGCCGCCUAUCUAUCUGCUUCGCCGAUCGCGAUACUUUCGGCGGUGUCCCGUUCGUAUCAGGGAACGUAGCAGUCACAUGGUUGAUGCAGUUCGGGCAUAAAAAAAGAGUACUGUUCUCUGGAUCGUUCUUAUGCCAAGCACAGCGGCAGACUUGCCGCUGCCUUUUUUGGGGUGUAGCCCACCGUGGCCUGUGACCACACGGAGGGGGAGUCGAUCGUGUCCUGGUCAACGGACGUGGGAGGGUUUGCGGCGUGAAGCUGUAAACAACACAGCAGAUAGAGAUACCAUGGGACAGGAUGGUAGAGCUUUUUUCCUGUACGGGGUGUGUGUCUCUGGUGUCGGUGUAGAGCGCAUGCAGUGUUCUAUCGAGGGGUGCACGAAAACGAGAUUUUUUCAAUCAGCGCAAGCAGACGGUGGUUCCUUUAAGCAGGCGAAGAAUGUUGAAAAGGCGGAAUCCGUGUUGUUGUUCUGCUGUGUUUUCGCUCGUAGGGUUCCCGCGUUGAGUUGGUUCCGGAACAAGCGUUUUCCUCUUGCACGUUAGACGGGCUGAUUUGUAGCGUGUUUGGAGCAGGGGCCUCUCUCCCUGCUGCCUGUGCGAAUAUCCAUACCGUGUUCAUCAAGAAGCGCUAUGAUACUAGCGCAGAAGCGUUAGUGCUGGUUCUUACGAACAUGGAAGCCUGCUGGUGGUGGGUGGGGCAUCGCUCUGUAGCGGGGUUUGUGGCAGUGUGGGAGAGGAGACCUUCUCCGGUUGGGACGUGCAUGCUUGGCUCAAGCGCCAGUGCUGGCUCUGCUUACGGACAUGAAAAUCCGCUGGUAGUGGGUGGGACAUCACUAUGUUACGGUGACCGGCUCAUGGGUUUGCGGCGGUGUGGGAGAGGAGACCUUCUCCGGUGGGGGCGUGCGUGCUUGGCUGAUGCUGCUGCUACAUGUAUCGGACUGGCUGUAUGUAGUCCCCGCUGCCGUCGGGGUUGUAGUUCGCUUUGCGUACCGCACGGCUGUAUCGCCGCCCGUCGUAUUUUCGUCGUUGUUGGUGGUGUUUUGGUGGUGGUGAUGUUCGGCGGCUGUGUUUUGGCCACUCGUGUUCUUCUUGUCGUUUUUCCGAGUUUUGUGAUGCACCAGAGAAACGUCUAGAGUGUGUACAGAAAAUGUGAUAUCUUUGUUUGGCUUGUCGAGGUGCUUCCUGCGGUACGAGGGGGGUCGAGAGAAAAGAGGGUAGGCACGAAGCAGUAUCGAGUUCUGCGGAAGCAGUUGGUUGUGUGUGGCGCGUUGCCCCCAGCGGGUGGGACAACAUCUUCCCCUUCCUUGUAGCGGAUCCUAUCGAGCGUGACAUCAUGUGAGGAGGAGGAUGACGAGGAGGAGGAGGCGUGUUUGUUUGCCGCACAUUGAUUGGUUGUUUGAGGUUGUUUGUACUGUUGUUGGGCAGGGUGUUGUUGUUGUCGCCACGUGCACGGAUAAUCCAUACCGAUUCGAGUUUGUUUUGUC
This is a messenger RNA of Ectocarpus siliculosus, 1828 nucleotides long. NCBI's taxonomy places the organism in Eukaryota, Phaeophyceae, Ectocarpales, Ectocarpaceae. The record is from the annotation of a GenBank genome assembly.